This is a messenger RNA of Baudoinia panamericana UAMH 10762, 444 nucleotides long. RefSeq lists its product as uncharacterized. The coding region runs from base 116 to 355 and encodes 79 amino acids. Lineage: Eukaryota; Fungi; Ascomycota; Dothideomycetes; Mycosphaerellales; Teratosphaeriaceae. The record is from RefSeq and is a predicted model, not a curated record. The transcript has a single exon.
CACGGAAGUUGAAGUUGAGCCUAUCUCGCUUAUGACACCGCAGCAGGAAACGAGACAGCGCUAACCGCUUUGCGGGAUCGUUGCAAGUCAAAGACAGCCGUCUGGCAAUAUUCACAUGCUCUUUAUCAGGUGGAAGGCUGGUCUCCUUUGCGGCCUUCGUGCCGGCCAUCCGGUAACCUAUCCGGAUGCGAAGACUGGCGGCUCAGCGAUACCAAAGUAUCGAUGCGACCCUUGGUGGCACCGUGACAAUGAACACAAUGGCGAAUGCAAUCGUCUCAACUCCAAUCUCCUUUGGUGUACAUGCGGGCCUUUACGACUCUUGACAUCAUACGUUGUUCUUCGUGUGACUGAUUGACAUCCGCGUUGGCGGUCCCUUUUCCACCAUCGUCGUCUCACCGUCAAAUGUGCACAGUCAGUACUCCGGCCGUGGGCGGAGAUCGUCAA